CAAAAUUAAUUAAAAAUACCCAAAAUAAAAUUUCCAGUUAUACCUGUCUGCAUUUUCCCCUCAAAAAUCCAUGGCGAGAACUAAACACCAAGCAGUAAGGAAACAACGUGGUCGACAGAGUUCCGCUGCCGAUGCUUCCGCUUCAGCUUCAAGGGAGACGCCGAGUAGAAGAAGUCCGAGGACUACGCCGCAAAAUCGAGCUUCCCGUUCCCAGCCUCCCACUGGCACUGGGACGCGGAAACCUCAUCGUUUCAGGCCUGGAACGGCGGCUUUGCGUGAAAUACGGCAUUUUCAGAAGACCAUUAAGCUUCUGAUUCCGGCUACUAGAUUCAUUAGGCUAGUUAAAGAAAUUAGCAACUUUUAUGCACCAGAGGUAUCUCGCUGGCAAGCUGAAGCUCUAGUAGCACUUCAGGAGGCUGCGGAAGAUUUUUUGGUUCACUUGUUUGAAGAUGCAGUGCUAUGUGCAAUUCAUGCAAAGCGUGUUACCGUUAUGAAAAAAGAUUUUGAGUUGGCUCGGCGACUUGGAGGGAAAGGGCAACCAUGGUGAGAUCACGACCGUCCCACCUGUUAAUGAAGUGCCGGCAAUCAACCAUUCCCAGACAGAUCCACAUCCCUCCAUUCUGACAUUAUUUUGAGCAUUCCAGAGUAGCUUGGUGUUAGAGCAUUUGUUCAAUUGUUUGUAUGUGAUCUCUGCUUUAAAGAGAAUGAUUAGGUUGAACUGUAGUAAAUACUUACAGUGUAUGCUAAUUAAAUUUGGCUCUGUAGUUGGAUCCUCCUAACAUGAUCAUACAGAUGAUUAGCCCUGAUGUUAAGUACUGAAUAUGACUUGUGAAUUUGUGAUAACAUUUAAUGUCACUUUAUUGCUUCAUUUGUCCUGAA
Molecule: messenger RNA, 879 nt
Organism: Ipomoea nil (Japanese morning glory)
Lineage: Eukaryota; Viridiplantae; Streptophyta; Magnoliopsida; Solanales; Convolvulaceae
Product: histone H3-like centromeric protein HTR12
Exons: 7
Coding region: 71-547 (158 amino acids)
Cellular component (GO): nucleosome
Molecular function (GO): DNA binding; protein heterodimerization activity; structural constituent of chromatin
Source: RefSeq, a predicted model, not a curated record